GCUGAUGAACUGGAUUCAAACAAAGCUUCCAGAUUUACCUAUAAAAAACUUCACAACAGACUGGAACAGUGGAAAAGCAGUCGGUGCUUUGGUUGAUGCUGUAGCUCCUGGAUUAUGUCCAGAUUGGCAAGACUGGGAUAACCGAGAAGGAGUGAAAAAUGCCUCCGAGGCUAUGAAUCUCGCCGAUGAUUGGCUAAACGUUCCCCAACUUAUUAAGCCUGAAGAAAUAGUCAACCCAAAUAUUGACGAACAAUCCAUGAUGACAUAUUUGUCGCAGUAUCCUAACGCCAAGCUCAAACCUGGUGCACCGUUGAGACCUAGAACAAAUGUAAAUAAGGUACGAGUCUAUGGCCCAGGUAUCGAACCCACUGGCCCAGUAGUGGGUGCUCCAGCUAUUUUCACUGUUGAAACCUUCUCCGCAGGACGUGCUGACGUAGAAGUAAUCGUUGAGAAUCCACGGGGACAGAGAGAACCCGCAGAUGUUAAAUUUAAUAAUGAUAAGAACUUGACGUACACAGUUUCAUAUCAACCACAGAUGGAAGGGACCCAUACAAUAUACGUUCUUUUCUCAGGGAGGAAUUCACCAAAGAGCCCUUACCAUGUUAAAGUGGAGGGAUUUGCAGGAGACGCCUCCAAAGUUACAGCCUCUGGGCCUGGACUGCUGCAUGAUGGUGUUCAUCCAAACAGACCUACUUAUUUUGAUAUUUUCACCAAAAAUGCUGGAAAUGGCGUUCCUGAAGUAAUAAUCUUAGAUCCGUCUGAAAAUAAGAGUACCGUUCCUGUUAAGGUUCAACAGACAGCUCCUGAUGUAUGGCGCUGCGGCUACGUCUCCCCACUUCUUGGUCUACAUUCCGUUAAUAUAUUUUUCGCUGGUAAACCCAUUCCAAAUAGUCCGUUCGGGGUAAGAGUUUCCCCAGCAUCAGAUGCUCGCAAAGUCAAAGCAAGUGGGCGUGGGCUUCAGCCGCAUGGCAUUAGAGUAAAGGAUGAAGCCGACUUUAAGAUUCACACUGAAGGAGCUGGUGAAGGAGUUCCAGAAAUUCAAAUAAUAGGUCCAGAUGGUAUAUAUGAAAACUGUACUCUUAAAAAGUUGGAUGAGCAUACAUAUCAAGCCGUUUAUCGUCCCCUAAAAGAAGGAAAAUACGUUAUUAUGAUCAAAUUUGGUGGAAAUGAAAUAUACAAAUCUCCAUUUGAAAUUAAUGUGGGACCCUAUAAAGAAACACUUAUUAAGGCUUAUGGACCGGGGUUGAAAGGAGGAUUAGUCAGCUCCGCAGCUGUUUUUACAGUUGAAACAAAUGGAGAAACAGGAGCUUUAGGCUUUAGUAUACAAGGUCCUUCACAAGCUAAAAUAGAAUGCCUUGACAAUGGCGAUGGCUCAGCAGAUGUUAAAUAUUACCCUACUGCACCUGGUGAAUACGCUGUACAUAUUCUAUGUGACAAUGAAGACAUUCCUGGUAGUCCGUAUAUUGCUCAAAUUUUGCCCCAUACAGAUUACUAUCCUGAAAAAGUCCAUGUUAGCGGACCAGGUGUUCAGUCAAGUGGAGUUCACACCAAUACUCCGACUAAAUUUGUUAUAGAUACUAGGGAAGCUGGUCCUGCCCCCUUGGAUGUAAAGGUCUGUGAUGCAAACUUGAAUAAUGUAAAAGUAAAGUUAAUUCAAAAGGAUGACGGCUCAUUUGAAGGUAUAUACACUCCUACAAGCUCAAAUAGACAUACGGUUCAAGUUAACUAUGGAGGUGUAGCUGUGAAAAACUCUCCGUUCAGAGUAUAUGUUGAAGAACCAUUAGACGCUGCUAGAGUUCAGUGUUUCGGACCUGGUCUUCAAGAUGGCGUCAAAGCAAAUACUCCUACUCAUUUCAACAUCGAUGCAAGACAAGCUGGCGACGGUGAUCUGGAUGUCCAUCUAAUCAACGAAAGCACCCGAGAAGAAGUUCCUCUGAAACUGACCGACCACGGUGAUCAAACCUAUACUGUGGAUUAUGAAACUGUUCUAGCGGGGACACACAAACUCACCGUUCACUACGGAGGACAAAAGGUACCUAGUACCCCAAUUAAGUUUAAAGUAGAGCCCAAUGUUGACGUAUCCAAAAUUAAAGUGGACGGUUUGGAGCAAACGGCCCCAGUCAACAGUCUACAACAAUUCCGAGUCAUAACUCAAGACGCUGGUAAAGCCGAAUUCUCCAUAGCAAUAACUAGCCCAUCAGGAAGCAAAGUCAAAGCACACGUAAUCCCCACCCACGAGGGAUAUCUCGUUAAUUUUACACCAACACAGUUAGGAGAAUAUUUACUAGGAAUUUCUUUUGGUGGGGAGCCUAUUUCGCAUAGACCGUUCAGGCUGACUUGCUUAACGGGCUCAGAUCCCUUAAAAGUAAAAGCCACUGGCCCUGGAUUACACAGGGGCAUAGUGAACAGACCUGCCGAAUUUAUGAUAGAUACUCGAGGCGCAGGUCAAGGAGGCCUUGGAGUCACCGUCGAAGGACCUUGCGAAGCAGCGAUUAAUUGUAGAGAUAACGGUGACGGUACUUGCUCAGUGGCGUACUUACCUACUGAAAUUGGGGAUUACGGAAUAAAUAUUACUUUUAAUGAUCAACAUAUACCUGGAAGUCCGUUUCAGGCUAUUAUUGUACCCGAUGUAGACAUGAGCAGGAUAAAGGUGUCUGGCAGUGGAGUCCAGUUGCAUGGUGUGCAUGUAGACUCUCCAACUGAUUUUAUAGUGGAUACCAGAAGCAUUCCAAAAUCGAGUGACGAUGGUAAAUUGACAUGCACAAUAACCAGCCCAUCAGGUGCGCAAGUCGAAAAAUUAAUAAUACCUUUAAUCGACGGUACCUAUAAAGUAAGUUAUACUCCUUUCGAAGAAGGAAAACAUACAAUAGAUAUUUUCUACGAUAACGUACCUGUACCAGGUUCUCCGUUUAUCGUUAAUGUCAGAAGAGGAUGUGAUGCUAGAAAGUGUCAUGCGUAUGGUCCUGGACUUCAAAAGGGAAUCCUUAAUAAAUCAAAUAUGUUUACUGUGGAAACUAAAGAAGCUGGAACCGGAGGUCUCUCUCUUGCUAUUGAAGGACCUUCAGAAGCUAAAAUGACUUGCAAAGAUAACAGAGACGGAUCUUGCUCUGUAGAAUAUAUACCAACCGAACCUGGUGAAUACGAUAUUUCAAUCAAGUUUACUGAAAAUCACAUACCGGGCUCUCCAUUUAAAGUCUCAGUAGAACCAGAAACAAACGAGCACUUAGUAAAAGCCUAUGGUCCUGGUUUGGAGAAAUCCAAUUGUAGAUCGGGAAUACCUACAAGUUUUACAAUUGACGCUUCUAAAGCUGGGCCGGCUCCUGUAGCCGUCAAUAUAACCUCAGAUUCCAAACCUCUCUCAAAGAGACCUGAAAUAGUAGACAACAGCGAUGGUACUUUUACAGUGACGUACAUCCCUCCCAACGAAGGCGCUAACUUACAAACACAAAUUCUUUACAAUGACAAAAAUAUUCCCAACAGCCCAUUCCCCGUUCAUGUCAAACCUACAGUGGAGCCAGAGAAAGUUAAAUUCAGUGGACCAGCCAUUUUUGACCAAGGCAUUCCUGCCUCCAUUCCGACAACUGUUAUGGUCGACACAAAUGAAGCAGGUUAUGGGGAAUUAGAUGUCAAGAUUAUUGGUCCUGAUGGCUCACAGAGGCCUGUAAAGCUCACAGAUAAUGGCGACGGUACUUACAGUGCAACAUUUGUGCCUGAUGACUGCGGGCGGUAUAAACUUGAUGCCAAAUAUGGAGACAAAGAGGUUUUGAAGAGCCCCAUUGCCAUUCAAGCAUAUGCCAUCGGAAAUGCUGACAAAUGCAAGAUUACAGAAGGUUUAGAAAAAAAUCUGGCUAGCGGCCAGCCUUACCAUAUAAUUGUUAACACUGAAAAGGCUGGAGCAGGGAAAAUUACGUGUAAAAUCAAGUCCGUUGACGGAGGAGAUCUGGAUAUUAAUAUAGUAGAUAAUGGGGACAAUACUGUCACUAUCUAUUACACCGUGGCAGAUGCUGGGGAAUAUACCAUCAAUAUUAAGUUCGGCGGUCAAAGCGUACCUGGAGGUUUCUACACUUUAGUGGCUGAAAAGACUAGCGAAGUUAUCACCCACAGCGAAGUUCACGAACAAGUAACCAGUACACAGACCACCAAACAGCAAGUAUUUAGGCCAGUUGAACUUAGUAAAAUCCCACUUCUCAGUACCGGAGGAAACGUAACAGCCGAAAUAAAGAUGCCCAGCGGAAACAUUGACAAACCAAUUAUCGAAGACAAUCGUGAUGGUACUGUAACUAUAAAAUACGAUCCUCGUGAGGAAGGUGUUCACGAAUUAGCUGUGAAAUUCAAUGGAGAACAUGUCCAAGGUUCACCCUACAAAAUCCACGUAGACUCAAUUAGUUCUGGUUACGUAACUGCGUAUGGUCCCGGCCUUACCCAUGGCGUUACUGGAGAACCCAGCAACUUCACUAUUUCCACCAAAGGAGCCGGAGCUGGAGGCUUGUCAAUGGCCGUAGAAGGUCCCAGUAAAGCUGAAAUCAGCUGUCAUGACAACAAAGAUGGUACCGUUUCGGUAUCGUACCUUCCCACAGCUCCUGGAGAGUACAAGAUUUCGGUUAGAUUUGGAGACAAACAUAUUAAAGGAUCUCCAUUCAACGCUAAAAUCACUGGAGAGGGUAGAAAAAGGAACCAAAUCUCUGUCGGUUCAUGUAGCGAAGUAUCCUUACCUGGUGGUAAAAUCUCUGAUGCAGAUAUCAGAUCUCUUAAUGCUUCCAUUCAAGCACCCAGUGGUUUAGAAGAACCAUGUUUCCUUAAGCGACUUCCUACAGGAAACAUUGGCAUAUCAUUUACCCCCAGGGAAAUAGGAGAACACGUAGUCAGCGUAAAAAAAAUGGGUAACCACAUUACGAAUUCCCCGUUCAAAAUUAAUGUUUGUGAAAGAGAAGUAGGAGACGCCAAAAAAGUUAAAGUUACUGGUGGUGCUCUAAAAGAAGGCAAAACUCAUCAAGAUAACACCUUUACUGUUGACACCAGGAACGCUGGUUUUGGUGGUUUGUCACUAUCAAUUGAAGGACCUAGUAAAGCUGAAAUACAAUGUAAUGAUAACACCGAUGGCACAUUAAACAUUUCAUACAAACCAACUGAACCUGGCUAUUAUAUUGUAAACCUUAAAUUCGCCGACCAUCAUUUAGAAGGAUCGCCAUUCACUGUUAAGGUCACUGGUGAAGGUUCCAACAGACAACGUGAGAAGAUCCAAAGGCAGAGGGAAGCUGUACCAGUUACCGAAGUCGGUAGCCAGUGUAAAUUGACAUUCAAAAUGCCUGGCAUUACGUCAUUUGAUUUAAGUGCUACAGUAACGUCACCUGGUGGUGUAACAGAAGAUGCAGAAAUUAAUGAAGUCAAAGAUGGUUUAUAUGCUGUCCACUUCGUACCCAAAGAAUUAGGAGUUCACACUGUCUCAGUCAGAUACAAGGACAUUCAUAUUCCAGGCUCUCCAUUCCAAUUUACUGUAGGUCCAUACAGAGAUCACGGAGCUCAUUUGGUAAAAGCAGGAGGUGCUGGCUUAGAAAGAGGUGAACAAGGUGAACUUAACGAAUUUAAUGUCUGGACAAGAGAGGCUGGCAGUGGUCAAUUGGCCAUUUCAGUUGAAGGACCCAGCAAAGCUGAGAUCAACUUCUCUGACCGCAAAGAUGGUUCGUGCGAUGUUUCAUACAAAGUAUCAGAACCCGGUGAAUACCGCAUUGGCUUGAAAUUCAACGACGAGCAUGUUCCAGACUCACCAUUCAAAGUAUACAUUUCACCUGCUGUAGGAGAUGCUCAUUUACUCGAAGUAGCUCAAUUCCCUGAAGGUUGUAUCCAAGCAGACAAACCAUCUCAAUUUAUUGUUAGAAGAAAUGGAGCCAAGGGAGACUUGGACGCCAAAAUUAUUGGACCUUCAGGACAUGAAGACGAUUGCUUUGUCCAAAUCAUUGAUAUGGAAGAAUACUCCAUCCGAUUUAUGCCAAGAGAAAACGGUAUUCACAAAAUUCACGCCAAGUUUAAUGGAGUACAUAUACCUGGAUCCCCAUUCAGUGUUAAAGUUGGUAAGGACACUGCUGACCCAGCUGCUGUUCACGCCAGUGGAAAUGGACUAAAGGAAGUUAAAACUGGUGUAAAGACCGAUUUUAUCGUUGAUACCGUGAAUGCUGGUAGUGGUACCUUAGCGGUAAACAUUGACGGUCCCAGUAAAGUAUCGAUGGAUUGUACAGAAGUAGAAGAAGGAUACAAAGUCAGAUAUACCCCACUAGCCCCAGGAGACUACUACAUUAGUAUUAAAUAUAACAAUCACCAUAUUGUUGGUUCACCUUUCAAGGUAACAAGUAAAGGUGACAAAAAAGUAGCUGAUAUUGGUGGUCAGGAAUCAUCUUCGACAGUGGUAGAGACUGUAGCCAAAACAGGAAAAGCAAAUAACAACAAAGGACCGGUUUUGCCCGCUUUCAAAAGUGACGCAUCCAAAGUGCUAUCAAAGGGAAUGGGAUUAAAGAAAGCAUAUCUAGGAAAACAGAAUCAAUUUACAGUUUCAGCACAGAAUGCAGGUGUGAAUAUUCUUUUCGUUGGAAUCCACGGACCAAAAGGCCCAUGUGAGGAAGUAUUUAUUAAACAUCAAGGACACAAUCAGUAUGCUGUUAAUUAUAUGGUUAGAGAUAGAGGCGACUACCUAGUAAUAGUAAAAUGGGGGGACGAUCAUAUCCCUGGUUCUCCUUUUAAAGUGGAAGUUUAG
Molecule: messenger RNA, 6745 nt
Organism: Diabrotica balteata
Lineage: Eukaryota; Metazoa; Arthropoda; Insecta; Coleoptera; Chrysomelidae
Source: the annotation of a GenBank genome assembly